AUGGCAGAAGACGAGACCAUGGGGCAGGACCAGUCGCACUCAAAGACCAAUGGCCACGGCCUCUCUCUCGACGGCAUCCUGAACGGAGAACACGACAACCUAGAGCACUCGGUGUCCAAGGACGAAGCUCCGACGGAGGAGGGCCUUACGGAGAGUGUGGUUGCCCAGGGCUUCUGCAUCGAUCGAACGAACGGGAUGUGCAAAUGUCCUUUAGACCAGCCUGCACAGCUUUUCUGCGAGACAUGCAACGACGAAUUUUGUGAAGUCUGUUUCGCUGCGCAACAUCGCAAAGGGUCACGCAAACGCCAUGCGACAAAGCCUCUACAGAGUGUGCGGAGCGAGAAGAAGGCGAAGCUGCAAGAAGGUGAACCAGGCGAGACUGCCGUCCCAGCCCCGGGUACGCAGGGUUCGAACGGAGAUGCAAUGCAUGUUGAUGACGACUCCGAUGACGAACUGGAGGAUAUCGCGGCAGCAGCCGCGGAGAAGAGUACUCUCGCAGAUGAAGCUACGGUUGGCGAGUGGUUCGUCGACAGGGCGAAGUUCAUUCCCGUGCGUUUAACCCUGGGCGAGCGCAAGUACCUCCGGCUGCUGGAAGCCGCACUCAACGUGUCAGAGUACACGGACAAAAUUGAUACCCUUGGUUUCGGCCUCUCGAAGGCGAAGCGGAUCGUGCACCAAAUUCGCGAGCUAUGCGCCAUCAUGUCUGGACUGGUUCUGUCGGCGGACUACAAACAGGGCCAGGAGCUCUUCCAGGACCGCGACUUUGCCGCCAAUGAAGAGUUCUACCAGCAGAUCUUUGAGUUGGGCCGCCACAAGAUGAGGGCCACAUACGGAAAGCUGAUGUAUCUCCUGCAGGACAGCCAAACGCCCGAUGUCAAGGACCUCCUUGGCUUCACAUGUGUCAAGCCCAUCAAGACCGUCUAUGCUAUCCUAGAGGAGCACGAUGCAGUCGAUCUCCUGCGCGACGACCUCGUCGCGACCGCAACCAAAGAGAUAUACUCCGAGGGCCGUACAAGACGAGAGAUCCAGAAGGACAUCAAGUCCAAAGAACGCGCCAUCGAGUCGCUCUCGGCGAAGUACGUUCGGGAAGGGCUCAGCCAGGAGCAGAUCCGCCAGUGCUUGUACAGUAUCGGUGACAACCACGCGUUCUUGCGUACCAACCGCGAUCCAUGCGACAAGAUGAUCACGUACCUCAAGAAGUACUUCAGCCCGAACAACGCGAAGGACCCGAAGAGCAGCCUGGCGAUCAGGAGCGGAAAGGGCGGGGCGCGCCUCACGCACGAUCACUCGAAGCAGUAUGCCUAUGUAAUUCAAAGCCUGACGCUCUGGCGCGAGGUUCUGCAUGACAUGUUCCGCCUCUGGUCGCUCGCCGAGCAGGACCUGCUAUCAGAAAAUGCGCCAUACCGCCUGCGCGACACGGGUCAAGGCCUGAACCGUGUACAAGCUGCACCCAAAACCUCGCGCAUGAUGCACGUCAUCCUCAAUCGUGCACAGAAGAGCAUCGGGUCGUGGGUCGGCUCGUCGGUUAUCCACAUGGGUGACCACAACGUGCCGAAUGCGCUCAUGUUCAUUGACAAGUACUCCCAAAUCUAUCGCAUCCUUCUCCCUAUCUGCAACACCCUCCAGCAAAUCCCCAAGCUCGCAGAGAGCAGCCCUGCGCUCCGGUCCUACUUCGACGACGAGUUCGGUAGCGUGGACAACUGCUGCAGAGAGAUCCUUGGCGACUUCUUCCGCCAUGGCUUCGACGGCUCGGGCGCGGGCAACUACUUCGAUGCGGGCUCUUGCAUCGACGGUCGGCUCACGAGUGCGUGGAACUGGUGCUCGGAGCUGGAGAAGAAGCGCUUCUUCCCUGUGUUCUUGCUUAGCGGAUUCAUUGGCUUUGACGGAGAGUGGUGA
Fomitopsis serialis is the source of this 1896-nucleotide messenger RNA. RefSeq lists its product as uncharacterized. The record is from RefSeq and is a predicted model, not a curated record. The transcript has 8 exons. Gene Ontology annotation, molecular function: zinc ion binding. Lineage: Eukaryota; Fungi; Basidiomycota; Agaricomycetes; Polyporales; Fomitopsidaceae. The coding region runs from base 1 to 1896 and encodes 631 amino acids.